AUAUUCACCUUAUAAACUGUUCCUCAUUCGUAUUGGACCACAGGAUCUUCCACCCCUCUCCAUGUUGUUGCUCGUCUCUCUCUCAAAAGUUACGACUCAUUCAUUUCUUUCUCUGAAGCCUGCAGGAUUCUGAACUCUCAAGUCUCAGAACUCUCUUCUCUCUCUCUCCCUCUCUACAAACGAGAAUCACACAAAGAUUUAAAUUGAAUAAGCGACAGAUGGAUGAUUAUUCUGGUAAACGAGCCAUAGAUGGGGUGGCAGUACCUAAAAAGGGGAUGGCUCAUGUAUUUAGAGAUACUGCUAAUGCUAGGGACCGUAAUGGUCGGUUUUGCAGUCGACCGGGUUGCAGCAGUAGAGUGAAUUCUCCAAAGAAUGCUCAAUUCAGUUCAUCUGAAAAAGGGAAAUCUUCAAGGCCUCCAAUCCGAUCUUCAGGUCGUAAGGAAGCUAUCGGAAGUUCCUCUAGAACUUUACCUGGAUCUUAUAACCCAGGAAAAUCCCCUAUAGAGCCCCGGAAAACAUUAUCUUGUCAAUCAGAGACUGCAGCAUGUGAAACGAGUAGUUUACAGGAUGAAACAGAAAUUUCUGAGCUCAUCCCACCACCUGAAAAAAUUCAAAGAGGGCCUCAAGCUGGAGUGGAAAGUUCAGAGUCUAUUAAUAUCAUGCCAAUGGAAGUAGGAAGCUCUAGUGUAGCAUCAAACACAACAUACAGGAGGAGUCUUCGUCAAAAGCCUGGAUUGAAUGGUCAAGAUUUUAAAAGCUCUGCCUCGGUGACACGCUCAGGAGUUAGCAGGUAUGGCUUGAGGAACCUCAGAUGCAAUUCUAUAUCUGAUGUCAUCCCUUCAGGCUGUUCAUCAUCUGAUUCAACCCUGAAUAGAAGGAAAGAUGUGAUGAAAAAGAGAAACUGUGAAGGAGAAAGUAGCUCUGCUAGAGGUAAGAAGAUGAGUGGAUCUUCAGUGGACGGACAACAUUCUGGCUCCAGGAAUGGUAUAUCUAUAUCAGAUUCAAGAAUAUCCAGAAACUUGCCUCCUCACAGGGAUAACAACAACAUUGGAUCAGUUAGAACUAGAAGAUCUUUCAAUGGUCAUGCCAGGGGAAGGCUUCCUAGCCAAGAAAAUGAAAACCCUGCACCACCCAAUGAGUCCCCUAUUACCAUAUCAUCUUUGCCUCAUUCCAGUGACCUUAAUGCUCAUGAUUUAUUACAUCACUCCUCGUUGAAUACUCCCCUGAGAAUUCCAAGAUCUUACAGUAGACCGGGUAGUAGCAGUGAGCAGUUAUUUGGUGUUUUGCCCCCAUCCCCUUCAGAAUAUGGAAUCACUCGUUCUCUUAUAAACCGGGACAGUUUCCGACGCUGCAACAUGGAUGGCAUUGCAGAGGUUUUAUUGGCACUCGAGAGGAUUGAACAAGAUGAAGAUCUUACCCAUGAGCAAAUUCUUUUACUGGAAACCAACUUGUUCCUUAAUGGACUAAACUUCUAUGAUCAACAUAGAGACAUGCGAUUGGAUAUUGAUAACAUGUCAUACGAGGAACUCCUGGCUUUGGAAGAAAGGAUGGGUUCUGUGAGCACAGCUCUAACAGAGGAAGCACUUACAGAAUGCCUAAAGAGAAGUUUCCAUCAACCUGCCUCUUCAGAUGAUGCAGCUGAGAGCUGCAAUGAGGAUAAUGAUGACAUAAAAUGCAGCAUCUGCCAGGAGGAAUAUGUGGAGGCAGAGGAAGUGGGGAGUCUGCAAUGCGAGCAUAGAUAUCAUGUGGGGUGCAUACAGCAAUGGCUGCGCCUCAAGAAUUGGUGUCCUAUUUGCAAAGCGUCUGCGGCACCAUCACAUUCGUCUUCCUCAACUUCAACCCCUUGAAUCAAUCCAUUCCAUUGUUUCGUCUUUCUGUCCCCUCUCUGUACAAAAUCAUAUUUACUUCUUAUCGCUUCUUAGUGGUCGCGUCUCACUUGUACAUAGCCAUACCAUCUGUCCCGAUUAUUCAUCAAGUAAUAAAACGAAGCCGCUCCGCUUCAGACUGCAAUUUCUUGUCAAGUUGAAUUAUAACGGUUAAAUCGUAGUCCUUUUUUUCUCUGC
This is a messenger RNA of Neltuma alba, 2063 nucleotides long. RefSeq lists its product as uncharacterized. Bases 219 to 1847 code for a protein of 542 amino acids. The transcript is spliced from 6 exons. Gene Ontology annotation, molecular function: ubiquitin protein ligase activity. The record is from RefSeq and is a predicted model, not a curated record. NCBI's taxonomy places the organism in Eukaryota, Viridiplantae, Streptophyta, Magnoliopsida, Fabales, Fabaceae.